Molecule: messenger RNA, 2756 nt
Organism: Physeter macrocephalus (sperm whale)
Lineage: Eukaryota; Metazoa; Chordata; Mammalia; Artiodactyla; Physeteridae
Gene: NUCKS1
Product: nuclear casein kinase and cyclin dependent kinase substrate 1
Exons: 7
Coding region: 177-908 (243 amino acids)
Biological process (GO): interstrand cross-link repair; double-strand break repair via homologous recombination
Cellular component (GO): cytoplasm
Molecular function (GO): single-stranded DNA binding; double-stranded DNA binding
Source: RefSeq, a predicted model, not a curated record
UCGUCUGAUUAAGGGGCCCUGAACCAAGGAGCGGCGGAGUUUGAGAAGCCAGCAGCUCGGGGUUCGGCGGCAGCGGCCCCAUCGGCCGAAGUUGGGGGGGGUGGGGCGCCAAGCGCGCGGGGUGGGGGGGGUCCUGGUCUUUGGCUUCUCGACUCGGUCCUGUUUCGACAGCGAACAUGUCUCGGCCUGUCAGAAAUAGGAAGGUCGUUGAUUAUUCACAAUUUCAGGAAUCUGAUGAUGCUGAUGAAGAUUAUGGAAGAGAUUCGGGCCCUCCGGCUAAGAAAAUUCGAUCAUCUCCCCGAGAAGCUAAAAAUAAGAGGCGAUCUGGAAAGAAUUCACAGGAAGAUAGUGAGGACUCAGAAGAAAAAGAUGUGAAGACCAAGAAGGAUGAUUCUCACUCAGCAGAGGACAGUGAAGAUGAAAAAGAAGAUCAUAAAAAUGUGCGCCAGCAACGGCAGGCAGCCUCUAAAGCGGCCUCUAAACAGAGGGAGAUGCUCAUGGAAGAUGUGGGCAGUGAGGAGGAACAAGAAGAAGAGGAUGAGGUGCCAUUCCAGGAGAAAGAUUCCGGCAGUGAUGAGGAUUUCCUAAUGGAAGACGAUGAUGAUAGUGACUAUGGCAGUUCAAAAAAGAAAAACAAAAAGAUGGUUAAGAAGUCCAAACCUGAGAGAAAAGAAAAGAAAAUGCCCAAACCCAGGCUAAAGGCCACAGUGACGCCAAGCCCUGUGAAAGGCAAAGGGAAAGUGGGUCGCCCCACAGCUUCAAAGGCAUCAAAGGAAAAGACUCCUUCUCCCAAAGAAGAAGAUGAGGAACCAGAAAGCCCUCCUGAAAAGAAAACAUCUGCAAGCCCUCCACCUGAGAAAUCUGGGGAUGAAGGGUCUGAAGAUGAAGCCCAGUCUGGGGAGGAUUAAAAGUGAUGAUGGUUUGGGGAGAGAUUUUAUUAAAAAAAGAGAAAAAAAAAAAGAAAAAAGAAAAAAAGAGGGAAAAAAAAAAGAAAACCUACUUAAGAUAGAAUAUGGUUUUGGCUAUGGCUUGACUCAUGGGCUUUCAAUGCUUUUUUUUUUUUCCUUUUGUUGAAAAUAACAUUUUCUUCUUUUUCUUUCCUUCUUUUUUUUUUUUUUUUUAAAGGAAACCAUUGUAUGUUUAAUUUACCUUUUUUGUCUAUGGGUCUCUGUCACGACCCCCUCUUCUCCCUCCCCCUCUUUCCCAAUGAAAGCCAUGUUAAAUUAAUCACUGGAUUGACUGCUUCAUCUUUUUAUUUUUAAUGGAGGAUAUGCCACAGUUGUAAAGCAAUAAGAUUUGAGGUGAACACUAUGGAAAUUUUGCUUUUUGCUAAAUGGUAGCAAGUUAAACAGUAAUCAAAAACAUAGAAGGUUUUAGUUAAAAGUGAUUGUUUCUUUCUCUACCUGAACUUUUUAAAAAAACCAGUUGUCAUCUAAUACAAGUUUAUAUUCUAUAUACAAAAAUAUGGGUGUCUAGAAAAAUCAUGAGUUUAAACUUCCACUUAUGGGGCAGGUAGGAGAUAAAGAUGAAUUCUGAAUUGUUACUAAAAGUAUUCAUGUUUUUUUAUCCUGGGGCAGCACAGGGAAUUGAGGUUACCUGACCUUGUUUGAGGGUGUGGGUUUUUUUUUUUUUUUUUUUUUAAUUUCAUCACUUGUUAUCUCUAAGAGACUCGGAGCCAGUGAUCCUUUAUCCUGCUACAGUCUUUAAGGAACUUUAAAAAAAAAGCAAGGGCCGCCAAAACUUAAAUCUUUCUUGAUUUUCUAUUUCAUUCUCUAAUGGUUCAUGUUUUAAAAUAUAUAUAUGUAUCUGUUCUGUUUCUUGGAUAAAAUUUUACCAAGGAUCAAAAGAAGAAACCCUAAAAUUUAAAUGGGGAGAUCUAUAUAUCACAGUGGAUUUCUUCUCAAACUGACAAUGUUUAGGUUUUGAGCAAAUAAAGUACCAGUUAAUGUGAAACUCAAUCACAAAGACUUGACAUUUUUGCUUUAUGAAAACAGAGAAUUGAAAUUCUUGUAUGCCAUAAAUGUGCAUUCAGAUCCCAUGAACCAUGCUCUGUUUUUAUCUGGGGAUAGAGUGUUUUCCUUUCAUACCCCUGUCUUCCCAUUUCUUCGUACAAACAUGGUAUGAAGUCAUCUCUUGGAUCCCUGCUAGUACAUAGGACACUAUUGCACAGCCCCACCACUAAUGUCUACCAGCCCUGCUCUAGGACAUGAGUUCUCCUGGCUCUGUUCUUCACUUACUUUACAUCCUGUGCUUGAUGGGAGUAUGUUAAGUGCUGCUCCAACACUAUUCAGUUAGCAGUUAUCUUUUUACCGGUGCCCUUGCUCACUGCUCAUGUUGCUUAAAGCAGGAGUUUAAGGGGCUCUGAGGGGCUGGAGGAACCAUGCAUUCAGGAGGUCUGUGUGUAGUUGAUAACAGCCUUGUUACAUGCCUUAUGAAGGCAGUCAUAAGACAGAUCUGUAGGUUUGCUCCUCCACAUUCUGGUACCAUGAGCUAAUGGGAAUAAGGUUUAGGGGGUCUUAGUGUGCUAAUAAGUUGAAAAAUUAGUGAAAUUUAACCUCUGCCUUUUUAUCUAGAUUUGCUUUCUCAAUAUUUACGUACAGUUUUCUUUUACCUAUUGAGUUACAGCAUAUUUUUCUCUCAUACAACCUGGUUCUUACAGAUGUUCAUAGAACAAAGGUUAUUUAAGGAAUAUUUUUACUCUGAUUUUUAAGACAGUGUAAGGAAUAUCCUUACUCUGUGAUUUUUUUUUUUUUUUU